AUGGUACCGGGGGUUGAUGGUCAGGAGGUGAUGAGGAGGGUGAUGAUAAUGGAGUUACAAGAGUUGAGAGGUUCUCCUAUGACAAGUCUUGAGUAUUCUUCGUUAAUUUGCCUAAUUCGUUUCUUGGGGAAUUGUGGCGCAACUUCUGUCGAAGAUUUUGACGUCGAUGGGUUGCGAUAUGUCGGCCAGACCUUGAGAGGUUACGGGCUAUUAGCCUAUGAAUAUGGUGCAGUCGAUGCCGUUGUUGCUAAGGCAAUCUGGAUCUGGGGGAGGAAUUUGCACGGUGGGUGCUGGUAUACUUGUGGCGAGGGAGAUGUAUGGGAUGGUGAUGGGAAGAGUGGUGGGAAGGGUGGUGGGAAGGGUGGUGGUGAGGAAUCUCAUAUCUUUCUACUUUGGUUACUUUAUUUACUGGAUAUUGUUUGUUUCGUUCGAGCACAGGAAGUUUUGAGAGUAGGAAGGAAUAUCCGAGAUCUUGUGAGGUUCAGAAUAUUUUGUGUUUGGAUUAUGUUUUGGGAAGAUCAAGUUGAAGAAGAGAAACACUUUUUGUUAUCGAAAGAAACUCUCAAUCUGACUCCUCAAGGACAAACUUUGUAA
Molecule: messenger RNA, 594 nt
Organism: Sclerotinia borealis F-4128
Lineage: Eukaryota; Fungi; Ascomycota; Leotiomycetes; Helotiales; Sclerotiniaceae
Source: the annotation of a GenBank genome assembly